UUGCAAACGGUACACACCCAGGUGUAGUUUCCGCCAAAACUUCUCAAAAGGCACGCAAGUUUUCCCAACGCUGGUAAUUUGGCCUCUACUUGAACUCACACUGCUCAGGUGUGCACCACCGACUACUUUACUUCACCUGGAUACUUGAGUUGCUGUGUGGGUACCACAGUUUGACGUCUGACACAAGGCCCGACUCUCAACAUGGCGGACGACAAAGAGAAAGACAAGGAGGAGCCUCCACCCCAUGGCCGGCCUUCCGAUAUUGUGUACAGUAUAGAGGAGGUACCGCCCUGGUACAUGUGCAUCUUCUUGGGAUUUCAGCACUACCUGACGAUGUUCGGUGCCACGGUGUCACUCCCCCUCAUCCUGUCAGGCCCCCUCUGUGUGGGGAACAACAGCCUGGCUACGAGCGAACUCAUCCAGACAACCUUCUUUGUGUCCGGCAUAUGUACUCUGCUGCAGACCACAUUUGGAGUCAGGCUUCCCAUCGUGCAAGGUGCCACCUUUACGUUCCUGACCCCAACAUUCGCCAUCCUCAGUCUGCCUGGGUUCGCCUGCCCCAAGGUUCUGGGCUCUGUCGACAAUACCAGCCUGAUCACGAUCCAGGUAGAUGAGAACACAACAGCUAAUGUGGACAUCAAUGAGCACUGGAGGAUCCGGAUCAGGGAGAUUCAAGGUGCCAUCAUGGUGUCCUCCAUUUUCCAAGUCGUCAUCGGUUUCAGUGGACUGAUGGGAUUGAUGCUACGGUUCAUAGGCCCCCUGGCGAUCGCUCCGACAAUUGCACUUGUGGGGCUGUCUCUGUUUGAGGAAGCCUCAUCCCAGGCAGGGAAACACUGGGGCAUCGCCUUCAUGACCAUCGCCCUGAUCGCCAUCUUCUCCCAGUACCUCCGGAAUGUGAACUUCCCCGGAGCGAAGUGGAGCAGGGACGAGGGCUGUCACGUGGCGUGGUUCCCUCUCUUCAAGCUUUUCCCGGUCAUCCUCGGGAUGUGCGUGUCCUGGGGGUUCUGUGGCAUCUUGACGGCAGCGAACGUGUUCCCCACCGACCCGAACGACCCUCAGCACAGUGCCCGGACAGACAACACUGCAGUACUGUAUCAAGCCGCCUGGUUCCGCUUCCCCUAUCCAGGCCAAUGGGGCAGGCCUACAAUAAGUAUAGCCGGAGUAUUCGGCAUGUUGUCCGGCGUGCUUGCCUCCAUGGUUGAGUCCGUGGGAGACUACUACGCCUGUGCGCGCCUGUCCGGAGCACCGCCCCCUCCCGUGCACGCCAUCAACAGGGGGAUCGGGAUUGAAGGGAUAGGCUGUAUCCUGGCCGGCGCCUGGGGGUCGGGGAGCGGGACCACAUCCUACAGUGAAAACAUCGGAGCCAUUGGAAUCACAAAGGUUGGCAGCAGACGUGUGGUCCAGGUGGGCGCCCUGAUGAUGCUGGUGCUCGCCAUGUUCGGCAAGUUCGGCGCGCUGUUCACCACCAUCCCGGAGCCCAUCAUCGGCGGCAUGUUCUGUGUCAUGUUCGGCAUGAUCGCCGCCGUGGGGAUCUCCAACCUGCAGUACGUGGACAUGAACUCCUCCCGGAACCUCUUCAUCUUUGGGGUCUCCAUCUUCUUCGGGCUGCUGCUGCCACAGUGGAUGAAGGAACACCCAAAUAUCAUCAAAACAGGUAGCACAGAGGUCGAUCAGAUAUUCACCGUGCUGCUGAGUACCAGUAUGUUCGUUGGGGGCUUCGUGGGGUUCUUUUUGGACAACACUGUUCCAGGCACGGAUGAGGAACGUGGUAUCGCCCAAUGGAAGAAGCUGAACGCAGCGUCCUUGAACAUGAAAGGAUCCGACAAGAGGGCCAACAAAGUCAUGGAAUGUUACGACUUUCCAAUUGGCAUGGACUACAUCCGUUCGUGCAAUAUCGGCAGGUAUAUCCCUGUCUGCCCAACCUUCUGUCUCCCGCCGUUUGGGUCCGUUGGGGACGAGGAGGAACCAGAAGUGAUCGAAAACCCCGCCGCCUUUGGAAGGGAAGCGCGGGAGGCGCCUCCAGAAUUAGCGUCUCCAGAAGCUCAGGAGAUAACUGAACUGUAAUAAGCUGGCGCGAGAGAAGAUUCCAGGGGAGAGACUACUAGAUAAACUGUCCAUUUCAACACAUGAUAAAAUCCAUGAUUGAUGAUUAAUGGUUGUUGCUGCAGGUGUGUUGUAUUUGUGUUCUAUCCUUUCGCCUGGCUGUAUGUAUGAUUCAUGAAGAUUGUUUUACGCGAUGGAUGUCUGUAGGGCAUUGCUUUUAACAUUACUAUCAUUACAAGAAAGGUGAUCCUUGUGACGAUUGACCGAUUAUAGAUGUUUCUCAUUAAUUAUACAAAUGAGGUCCUCAUUUGCAGAAAAGAUAUCAGUUGAUCUCCUCUACCUAAAUAACAAUGUGUUCAAAGUAUGAAAGUCUGAGCAAAGAAAGAUAUUAUAGCAUCUUCUCAUAAAUUAUGUAAAUGAGACCCUAAGUUGCAUGACUUACGUCCGCAUGUUCAACUUAACGUACAUGUUGCU
Messenger RNA from Branchiostoma floridae (Florida lancelet), 2517 nucleotides. RefSeq names its product solute carrier family 23 member 1-like. Gene Ontology annotation, molecular function: transmembrane transporter activity. The record is from RefSeq and is a predicted model, not a curated record. Gene Ontology annotation, cellular component: membrane. Gene Ontology annotation, biological process: transmembrane transport. Lineage: Eukaryota; Metazoa; Chordata; Leptocardii; Amphioxiformes; Branchiostomatidae. The transcript is spliced from 14 exons. Bases 202 to 2064 code for a protein of 620 amino acids.